Aedes aegypti (yellow fever mosquito) is the source of this 2799-nucleotide messenger RNA. It is a transcript of the gene Patsas, whose product is annotated as probable protein S-acyltransferase 23. Lineage: Eukaryota; Metazoa; Arthropoda; Insecta; Diptera; Culicidae. Gene Ontology annotation, cellular component: Golgi membrane. Gene Ontology annotation, biological process: protein palmitoylation. The transcript has 4 exons. Gene Ontology annotation, molecular function: protein binding; palmitoyltransferase activity. Bases 1 to 1809 code for a protein of 602 amino acids. The record is from RefSeq and is a predicted model, not a curated record.
AUGCAAGAACCCAACACCGCUAAUCGCGCUAGCAACAGACGAGGUCAGGUCAUCCCCUACAUCCCCAACGCAGGUUUCCGUGUGAAAGUGGCGCUCGAUAACGGAAUCAAAACGCAGUCCCGAGUGCAUCCGAGUCCAGGCAGCGCUCGCACACUUGUGUGGGCGCUCCCAUUGACGGCAUCAUGCAACAUGGUGACGGAGGAGAAUGAUGAGCAUCCGCACACCGAGGAAGAGAAGACACCGACCCAGGAGAAGGACAGUAACCUGUUGUCCCGGUCCGAUAGUACCGAGAUCUUGAUCCAGAGCAGCAUGGACGACAUCUUUGACGUGAUCAAGGCCGGGGAGCUAUCGGAGGUCGAGAAACUGGUGGAGAAGGUUGGCCCGGAAGCGUUGAGUGCUCGUGAUAAACAUGGGUACACUCCAGCUCAUUGGGCUGCUUUGGAUGGCAAUGUGGAGAUGAUGCGUUACCUGGUGGAGCGCAAUGCUCCGGUUGACUUACCAUGUCUGGGAACGCAGGGUCCAAGGCCUAUUCAUUGGGCUUGCAGGAAAGGCCAUGCAGCUGUAGUUCAAGUUCUGUUGCAAGCUGGAGUGGCAGUGAAUGCCGCGGAUUUCAAAGGGUUGACUCCGUUGAUGACGGCUUGUAUGUAUGGUAGAACGGCAACUGCGGCCUACUUGUUGGGCAUGGGUGCUCAGAACCAUCUAACGGAUAUCAAUGGCGAUACGGCUCUUCAUUGGGCAGCGUACAAAGGUCAUGCCGACUUGAUUAGGCUUCUGUUAUACUCCGGUGUAGAUCUCCAGAAAACGGAUAACUUCGGAUCGACUCCGUUGCACCUGGCCUGUCUGUCUGGGAAUUUACAAUGUGUGAAGAUCCUGUGUGAAAAGCGCAAUCUGGAGUUGGAACCACGAGACAAGAAUGGGAAAACUCCGUUGAUGUUGGCUCAAAGUCAUCGCAACAACGAUGUGGUAAAACUGCUGCACAAUGAGAUCAAGAAGAAGUCCAGAUGGAUGCCUCCGAUCUCGGAGAUUUGGAGCUUGCUGUUUGGAGGCGCUGGUGCAUCCAAGGGUCCAUUGAUCUUGUUUCUUUUUUCGGUACUCCUUUGGGGUUAUCCGAUGUACAUGAUCAGGUGCAUUCCAAUCACGUGGAACGUACUGCGAAGAUCACACUAUUGUUUCAUCUACUGGAAUGCGGUCAUGUGGAUCAGCUGGAUCAUUGCUAAUCGUCGAGACCCCGGAUACAUUCCGCUGAACUCCGAUACCUACUAUCGAGCCAUCAAGCAAAUUCCAUACUUCGACAAGUGGAAGAAACGUAACGUGAUUUUGUCUCGGCUGUGUCAUAGCUGUCGAUGUCUGAGACCACUCCGGGCAAAGCAUUGCCGUAUAUGCAACCGAUGUGUUUCGUACUUCGAUCACCAUUGUCCGUUUAUCUACAAUUGCGUCGGGCUGCGUAACCGCAUGUGGUUCCUGCUGUUUGUUCUGAGUGUAGCAAUCAAUUGCUCUUUCACAAUCUACUUUGCCUGUUAUUGCGUUAUGAUCGAAGGAUUUAGUUUGCUGUACGUGUUGGGAUUGGUGGAGGCAUUCGUUUUCUGUGGACUAGGAUGGAUUCUGACGUGCACUUCGAUCCUCCAUGCAUGCAUGAAUCUUACAACCAACGAGAUGUUUAACUACAAGCGCUAUCCUUAUCUGCGGGACAAACGUGGCCGCUACCAGAAUCCGUUUUCCCGCGGACCGGUGCUGAACUUGUUCGAAUUUUUCGUCUGCUUGCCAGACCGCCAGGACGAGCAGGACUUCAUGCUGGACGAAAAUCUUUGAAAAUUACCGAACCCGAGCGUGAAAAGGAAACGACUAACCAGCAGCUAGACGCGGCUGAGUUCGAUUUUGCUCUGCAUUUUCUUCACCUCCCAACUAGAAUUCGGAUACAAGGCACCCAAAGCCAAAAGGUUUAUCGAUGCUUCGGGCUUGGGAAUCAUAGCGAUUCUACUUUGCUUAUGCGCGUGUAUCGUCGUCGAACAGUGAGUGCAUUGAGCGCGAGUGGCUUAACUUAACUUCUUAACAUAAUAGUGAAAUCAAAUUGAGAAGGGAAGUUCUUUCAUAUUCUGACCUACAUGACUUGGAGGUCCCAAUGAAUUGGUUAUAAUCUACGUUGAUUAUUCCUCCAAAUGUCUGAGUACACGAAAGUUUCGAUUUUCGUUUAGGAUCUAUUCUAACUUACUAUCCAUUUUGGCAUUUUUUUAUAUACUUCCAAUCGAUACUUACUUUUAGAAUAUUUUGUACGUUUUUGAUGAUAAUUGAUGUUAAGUUUUGUAGACAAUGUUAUAUUUUAUGAGAGGAAUCAUAUGGUUCUAAACGUUAACCUAAAAUCACGAAUGUUUGUUACAGUUUAGAACCAAAAGUUCAGGCGAACUUAACCAUAUUUUGAAUAAAAAAGGAUCUUAGAUAUACAUACACUUUAUGUUAUAAUAGGUCAGCGCACUUCCGAAGUAAAAUCUACUAAUCUGCGUAUUUUCGUUUACUUAAUGUACGGGAGUGUAUGAUGAUUCAUUAGAUUGCACAAAAAUAGGCUUAUGUUCAAAUACUUCUAGAUUAACCAUCAAAUCAUCCCGGAACUACACGACUACAUAUUGCGAGAUGCGAUGGACAGCAGUGAAUACUUGCGAAGGUGUUUUACUUGUUACAUCAGGUGUACGUUAAUUAUUGGUAUGCUAUUUAGAAAACAAAGUUUAUACCAGAUCUCGAAGAAACAGAUAUUUUUAUCGUAAAAUUUAUCGGAUUCACAGCUUCAAAUAAAUAAUUCUUAUCAAA